This is a messenger RNA of Dracunculus medinensis (Guinea worm), 405 nucleotides long. NCBI's taxonomy places the organism in Eukaryota, Metazoa, Nematoda, Chromadorea, Rhabditida, Dracunculidae. The record is from the annotation of a GenBank genome assembly.
AUGUUCAUCAGGUCACCGCGUGUUCCGCUGUGGUCGAAUUACGAAGGGCAGUGGAACUCCAGUUCGAACACACUCGUUUCGAAACACCCACACAUUCAAGUUAUUUUAUCACAGUUGUUGACAAGAUGUGAGUGGCGAGCAGCGAGUCAGCGUCAGCACGACGAGGAGCGGGGCUGUCGAGUGGUGCUGUCGUCUCGAGUGUACUCCGGUUCUGUAGCGCCGGCAGCAGAGACCGUGGGUGCCGCUUGUGGCUCGUGUGGUGGUGCUCGCGUCGGAGAUUGUCACCAAGGGGUGUCUGGUGACUUGUCGCUGGAAAGGUCGAUCAGCAGAGGCCUGGGUGCUGCUCGGAGGUCCGCGCGGUACUCGCAUCGUCGCUUAUCGUCUCGAAAUUUCCAUUCAACGUGA